Euleptes europaea (tarantolino) is the source of this 1971-nucleotide messenger RNA. It is a transcript of the gene GUSB, whose product is annotated as glucuronidase beta. The record is from RefSeq and is a predicted model, not a curated record. NCBI's taxonomy places the organism in Eukaryota, Metazoa, Chordata, Lepidosauria, Squamata, Sphaerodactylidae. The coding region runs from base 1 to 1971 and encodes 656 amino acids. The transcript has 12 exons. Gene Ontology annotation, molecular function: beta-glucuronidase activity; carbohydrate binding. Gene Ontology annotation, biological process: glucuronoside catabolic process; carbohydrate metabolic process.
AUGCUGGCCGCCGCCUUCAGCAUGGCUCUGCGGGCGGCCGCUGUGUGCCUGCUCCUGGCAUGGAGCCCGGCUCUAGCCCUGGAGGGAGGGAUGCUCUACCCUCGGGAGUCCCCCUCGAGGGAGCUGAAGGACCUCAGCGGCCUCUGGAGCUUCCGGGCCGACUGGUCCGAGGGAAGGGACGCGGGGUUGGUGCAGCGGUGGUACCGGCGGCCGCUACGGCAGUCCGGGCCAGUGAUUGACAUGCCAGUCCCCGCCAGCUUCAAUGAGAUCACUCAGGACCCCAGUCUGCGGAAGUACGUGGGCUGGGUUUGGUACGAGAAGGAAUUGCUCCCGCCUGCCCGCUGGCUCCAGGAGGACGCUUGGACACGUAUGGUGCUUCGGAUCGGAAGUGCUCACUACUACUCCAUCGUAUGGGUCAAUGGGGUACAGGUGACCGAACAUGAAGGUGGCCACCUCCCCUUCGAAGCAGAGAUCGGCAGCCUCCUCCAGCCCUCCCAGCUGUGCCGCAUCACCAUCGCUGUCAACAACACCCUGACGCCUCACACACUGCCUCCGGGGACUAUUCAGUUCUUCAAGGACGAGUCCAUGUAUCCCAAAGGCUAUUUUGUUCAAAACACAAGGUUCGAUUUCUUUAACUACGCCGGGAUUCACCGGCCCGUCAUUCUGUAUACGACCCCCUCGGCCUACAUAGAUGAUAUCACCGUGACCACAGACUUGGCAGAAAAUGUUGGUUUGGUACAGUAUUUGGUCUCAGUUCAGGGAAGCCCACACUACUCCCUGACUCUAUCUUUGCGAGACAGAGAUGACAUCGUGGUAGCUACUGGAAACGGGUCGGCAGGCGAACUGAAAGUCCUGGAUCCCAACCUGUGGUGGCCCUACUUGAUGAAUGAGCAACCCGGAUACCUUUACUACUUAGAGGUCACGCUGUCUGCUUUUGUGAACGGGGAGGCCUUGAAAGACAAGUACACACAGCCGGUCGGCUUCCGUACCGUGCGGGUCACCAGCACCCAGUUCCUCAUCAAUGGGAAGCCUUUCUACUUCCACGGGGUCAACAAACACGAAGACGCUGACAUCCGUGGCAAAGGGCUGGACUGGCCCCUGAUUGUGAAGGAUUUCAACCUUUUGCACUGGCUGGGUGCAAACGCCUUUCGCACCAGCCACUACCCUUACGCCGAGGAGAUCAUGGAGCUUUGUGACGCCUACGGCAUUGUGGUAAUCGACGAGUGUCCAGGAGUGGGCAUGAGAGACAGCACCAACUUUGGAAACAAAUCUCUCCAGCAUCACCUCAUCGUGAUGGAGGAGCUUAUCCGCCGGGACAAAAACCGGCCCUCGGUCGUCAUGUGGUCAGUAGCCAACGAACCGGCCUCAGAGCUGGCCCCAGCGGCUUAUUACUUUAAGACCGUCAUCGCUCACACCAAAGCCAUGGACCCCACCCGGCCUGUAACGUUCGUCUCAAAUGCCAAUUAUGCUCGCGACCAAGGGGCGCCUUACGUGGACGUUGUCUGUGUGAACAGCUACUUCUCCUGGUACCACGACCCCGGGCACCUUGAAGUCAUCCAGCGACAACUCAGUUCACAGUUCGAGAACUGGUACAAAACUCACCAGAAACCCAUCAUCCAGAGCGAAUACGGAGCCGACGCCGUUGCUGGCAUCCAUAGCGACCCUCCCAUUAUGUUCACAGAGGAAUACCAAGCAGCCGUACUAAAGGAAUAUCACACCAUCUUUGACCAAAAGAGGAAGGAGUAUGUCAUUGGGGAGCUCAUCUGGAAUUUUGCUGAUUUUAUGACUGAACAAGGAAUAACACGCGUUUUGGGGAACAAGAAAGGGAUUUUUACUCGGCAACGGCAACCCAAAUCUGCUGCCUUUCUUCUUCGAGAGAGGUACUGGAAGCUUGCAAAUGAAUCCGGACUUCUCACGUCCAAACACGACAAUGUCUGUUUUCCUCAGCCUCAGGCCUUCAAGUGUUCUUAA